Molecule: messenger RNA, 3528 nt
Organism: Bombus huntii
Lineage: Eukaryota; Metazoa; Arthropoda; Insecta; Hymenoptera; Apidae
Product: solute carrier family 35 member F5
Exons: 9
Coding region: 338-1774 (478 amino acids)
Biological process (GO): regulation of peptide transport
Cellular component (GO): membrane
Source: RefSeq, a predicted model, not a curated record
AUCAGUACAUCAACAUGGUUAUGGCUACUAGUUCCGACGCGAUAACAAAACGGAAAUGUUAAAACUAUCUAACAUUUAAAUUAUAACCAAUUUAAAUAAAAGAAAAUUACCGAAAAGUCAAGCGAGAAAAAUCUAAAUUAUAUAUAAACGUGUGAAAAGUGUUACUGAAGUGUUAAGUUAGGGAGCAUAAAGUGCUCAUGAUUUCAUAAUUUCAAGAUGUAGAAGAAUUGCUAAAAUAUUAAUUAAAUACCAAUGUCACAAAAUUAAGGCUUGUCUUUAAUUCAAUCAAUAUCAUUAUGAUGUCAUAAUUAAAAAAGUUAAACUCAUUGAUUGUAUCAUGAGCUGUUCUGUAGAAUUACGACAGCGUAGACAGCAGGGGAUGGCGGAGGAUCCUCAUAAACUUGCAGCAAUGAUGAAUAAAUCUCAAAGACUUGUGUUGGGACUAUUAGUUUUAUUAUUAGUUGAUAUCAUUUGGGUUUCUAGCACUGAACUUACUAAAUAUAUUUAUAGAGAAGCAGCAUUUGAAAAGCCAUUUUUUACUACAUAUAUAAAAACAUCAAUGUUCACAUUCUAUCUGCUUGGUUUAUGUUUUUGGCCUCCAUGGAGGGAUCAAUGCAAUAAACCAGCAACGUAUAUGUUUAUAGAUCCUAAUGUGGAAGAUGAUAAUUUCUAUUCAGAAGCUAACACAAGUUUGAGUGAUCCAACAUUUGUUCCAAUAAAAACACCAGAUCAUUGUGAUCGUUCUUCAGGCACAGAAAGCGAUGAUUCAUCAAUACGCUCAGUAAGAUUUAGUAAAUUAGCAGAAGUUCGUCAUAUGUCAGAAAGUGAUGCCACGGAAGCAUUAUUGGCAAGACUUAGUUAUCAAGCAAGCUUGAGAGCUGGAGAACAUGCAAGACGACAGGCUAAUAAGUUUUCUGUUCAAAAAGUUGCUAAAAUUGCACUUAUGUUUUGUUUACUUUGGUUUAUGGCAAACUAUACUUAUCAAAUAUCAUUAGUAAAAACUGAAUCAGGAGUUGUAACUGUAUUGACAUCAAUUUCUAGUUUAUUUACUUUAUUCCUAGCUGCCUUCUUUCCUAGUAAUGGUGGGGAUAAGUUUACAUUGUCUAAAUUAGUUGCUGUCUCUAUCAGUAUUCUUGGACUAGUUCUAGUUGGUCUUUCAGAUUUAACUGUAGAAACUAGUAGAAUACCUACAGCCAUAAUAUUGGCUCUAGUCAGUGCAUUUUUUUAUGCAGCUUAUAUUGUAUUUCUUAAGAGAAAGGUGGAUCAUGAAGAUAAGAUGGAUAUUCCAAUGUUCUUUGGGUUUGUUGGACUUUUUAAUUUGACACUUCUAUGGCCUGUGUUUUUUAUUCUUCAUUAUGGCCAUUGGGAAGAAUUUGAAUGGCCAGAUACUCAUCAAUGGACAUUUUUAAUUAUUAAUGGUUUGAUUGGUACAGUUUUAAGUGAGGUGCUUUGGUUGUGGGGCUGCUUUUUAACAUCAUCCCUCAUUGCAACUUUGGCAGUCAGUUUACUCAUGCCAAUGUCAAUGAUAGCUGAUGUGUUAUUAAAAAAGGUCGAGUACCCUUGUAUUUUCUAUCUAGGAACCAUACCAAUGCUAUUAGCAUUUCUGACUGUGUCUUUUCUAUCCUAUUAUGAUAAUUGGGAUCCAGUCAUGGAUUUAAUAAAAAGAAUAUACAUCUGGAUUUGUAGAAAAAAUAGAUCAAUAAGAAUACCAGAUCUUGAAGCAGAGCAAACAGAAUCACUCAUAGGAAUAAGUAGCGGCGAACACGAAGCUUAACUCGACAAUAAUGAAAAAGAUAUGUAAUAAAUGUGUUUUGUGUAUGUAUAUUUCUACACCUAACAAAUGCUUCGUCAAUAUGCAUAAGACAUUAUCAGUAUAUUGUGUAUAUGUCUUCUCAAUAUGAAUACCUUCUUUAAUAAAAGGAUUUUGUAUAUAAAUAACUGAAUGAUGUAUGUGUAUUUAAUUACAAAGCAUUUUCACGAAGCAUUAUAUAAGCAAUGUUAAGCAUUCUAAAUUAAUGAUCAUAAUUUCUUUUCUACAAUAUAUAUGUCAUUAUAUUAAUUCGCCAUAAAAAUUAAGUUUCAUUCAUGUGCAGAAUAUUAUGAUACUGCCAGACAAUAAUUGCACAUUGUUCAAUAUAUAUAUAUAUUAUUUAAAAGUAAAACUCACAAGAAUGUUAUUUUUCACUAUUUUAUAAAAAUCAAAUAGCAGAACACUUGUCCGUAUUUCUUAAAAAAGUUUGUUAUGCUGAUUUCUUAUUUCCUUGUUUUCUUUUUUCAAAGAAAUUUUUAUAUUAUUUACAAUGCAUACAGAAUUAAGAGUGUUAAAAAUUAUAUUUAGCUUUUGUAUUUCCUGCGAUUUUUAAAAAAAUUAUAGUACAUUAAUUGAAAAUGAAUUGUGAUGUUUUAUGUAAAAUAAUGUUGAUAAUGUAAAUUGUGAUAAGUAUGUUAAAGAUAUUGUUUUCAUCACUAACAUUGUGCUAUUAUUUAAGUAUAUCUGCAAUAGUGAUGUAUGAAGAUAUCAAUGCUGUGUGCACUCUUUAGUUUCUCAUUCUUCCUAACAUUUCACUUCUUCACUUACAUACACUUGAGUCUAAAAAAAGUUUGGAAAACAAGAGUACUUAUUUCAAUAAUAAUAUCUUCUUAUAUAAUCAAGGUAUCAAUAAUAAUUUUAUGUUAUAUUUGUUAUCAAUAUUGCAUUAUCUAAAGUAUUACUUGAAUAAUUUCUUUAAAUAUUUCUUUUUUUUAGUAUUGUUUAAAAAUUACUUAUAGAAAAAAUAUCAGAAAUGUAGAAGAGCUUAAUUUAUAUUUUGUUGUAUAUUUUCAAAAUAAUUUAGCAUAUAUUAUUAUAUAAAAAUAUUUGUUAAAUAUUAUGUACUUAUUUAAAACGCAGUAUGCCCUAAAUUUUAAGACAACGCCAGUGAGAUAUCUAUGCAAUUUUAAUGAUGUAAGACCUUUAUAAUGGAAUUAUAUUUAGAUUUUGGACCAAUUUCAAAUUCGAUAAUACUAAGAAAUAUGGUGGCUAGGGAAAAUUGAAUAUUCAUCAAUGCAUUUUAUGGCAUACAUCUUUUAUAUUUGAUAAAAAUGAUAAUUCUAUCAUCUUUCUUAAAUCUAGUCAAAAUAAUUGUACUGAUAGAUUGCUUUAUCGAAGUGUAUAUUUUACACAUAACAUAACAUCUAUAAUCAAUUUCCUUAUUUAUAAAAACGGACUUUGCUCAUAAAACGAUGUUAAUAACUUCUAUGUUUUUAUUAAAACAAUAUGUACAAUUUUCUUUAGUAUGUUCCAAAAUGGAAAUAUGUAAAAAUAAGUUAUAAUUAAUGUUUACACAGAUUUUAAAUUUGCACAUAUGCGGUAUACAUACACAUACAUAACAAAGAGUUAUACUCGUUAUGUCAUAGAUUGUAAUAUUUUAUAAGCAGAAUUAAGAAAUCCAUAUAUAAGUGUACAAUUAACUUGAUAUUGUGAUAUAACUAUUAUGGUGCGCAAAUAUACUUUAAUUUAGUGUAAUAUAAAUCAAGCUAUAAGAUGCA